CGAAAUUUGUAAAUUGUACACCUAUUUUUACUUUUUUUUUAAAAAAAAAAACUCUUAAAAUACUUUUUCCUUAUCCUUCUUCAUCAAUCCCAAUAAGGAUAGUGUUAGUGUAUAAAUAUCCAAUAAUCGAUCAUUUCUUUACAAAUACUCAAUUGAGUCGGUGUAAAUCUGUGCAAUUUGGGAGACCCUUUUUCGUUUGUUCUUAUAAUUUUUUUGCGAAAGAAAUCAGAAAACAGAGGAAGAUGGAAAGAGCAAUUGAAAGGCAAAGAGUUGUUCUUCAGCACCUCAAGCCCUCACUCACUUCUUCUUCCCUUGAGAAUAUCGAUUCCGCAAUUUCUGUAAGUUACCUGACUUUCGAUUUCGUUUUUUUUUUCCCCAGCUGAUUCGAGAAUCCCGGAAUUCGUUGUGUUUGGUUUCUUCUUGGGUUAGGGAUUAAAUCAUCGUUUUUAAUAGAUAUUUUCCUUUUUUCUGAUUUUGAGCUGAAAUUACAUGGUGGAUUGAAUGAUUGAAUGAUGAGAUGUGUUCGUAUUUGGUGAUCGGAGUGUUGGUUUAGAUGUGGAAAUAUUGGUUGGAAGAUUGCUUACUGUGCGUGAUGCUUCAAUAAAGUUUUUGAUUCUUGAAAAAGUGUAUCUCUGGUAAAUCAAUUUCUGGUUAUUGAUCGUCCACGACGAUACUAUCAACGGUUUGGAGUAAUAAAAUCAAAGAUUUAAAAUCUACUUUCAUGUUUCCUUUUUAGUGUUAGGUGGCGGAAUGCUAAAGAUUUUCCGGAUAGUUGGGCGCUUAGAAAUGGCAAUUAAAAGUUAUCACGUGUGUGGGCUUGGUUCCUUUUCCCAUUUUUAGUUAUCUCUUCAAUAAGUACUGUUCUUGUCCUGGAUUCCAUCUUAAAUUUUAACUGUUUUAGUAGGAUUGGUUAGGAUUGGCCUUUGAGGGAGAUUUCAAUGAUAUGUGUGACUGAGUUGACAAGUCCUUUUCCCUCUCUGUCCAUGGUUAUGUGGGGAUCUAAAUCUUUCAUGUGAUGGGUGAGGCAGUAUAUAAGUAUAUGUAAAACUAUGAUUUAAUCAGCAUAUGAAGAUGUUUAGAUUUAAAUGUGAUGCAGUGUAGUGAUUAACCUUUUCCAAUCAGGCUUCCGUUUGUGCCGCGGGUGAUAGUGCUGCAUAUCACAGGUCAUCGGUUUACGGGGAUGAUGUGGUCAUAGUAGCUGCAUACCGAACUGCACUCUGCAAAUCCAAAAGGGGGGGCUUUAAAGACACAUAUCCUGAUGAUCUACUUGCACCAGUUUUGAGGGCUGUGGUGGAAAAAACAAAAUUGAACCCAAGUGAGGUGGGAGACAUUGUUGUGGGAACAGUCCUGGCACCUGGUUCUCAAAGAGCCAGUGAAUGUAGGAUGGCUGCAUUUUAUGCUGGUUUUCCUGAAACUGUGCCUGUUAGAACAGUGAACAGGCAAUGUUCAUCUGGCCUUCAAGCAGUAGCUGAUGUUGCUGCAGCAAUCAAAGCUGGUUUUUAUGACAUUGGAAUUGGUGCUGGAUUGGAGUCGAUGACCACAAACCCAAUGGCCUGGGAUGGCUCAAUCAAUCCAAGAGUGAAAACAAUGGCAGAAGCGCAGAAUUGCCUUCUCCCAAUGGGUGUUACUUCAGAAAAUGUCGCACAUCGUUUUAAUGUGACAAGACAAGAGCAAGAUCAAGCUGCGGUUGAGUCACACAGGAAGGCUGCAGCUGCCACUGCUGCUGGAAAAUUUAUUGAUGAAAUAGUACCCAUUAAAACAAAGAUUGUUGACCCAAAAACUGGAGAUGAGAAACCUGUCACAAUCUCAGUAGAUGAUGGUAUCCGGCCUAGCACAACAGUGGCGGACCUUGGUAAACUGAAGCCUGUGUUUAAAAAAGAUGGUACCACCACUGCAGGUAAUUCUAGCCAAGUGAGUGAUGGGGCUGGAGCUGUCCUCCUCAUGAAGAGAAGUGUUGCCAUGCAGAAAGGGCUUCCAAUUCUUGGUGUUUUUAGGACUUUUGCUGCUGUGGGUGUAGAUCCUGCAAUAAUGGGGGUUGGUCCCGCUGUUGCAAUUCCUGCAGCUGUUAACUCUGCUGGACUUCAACUUGAGGACAUUGAUCUUUUUGAGAUCAACGAGGCUUUUGCAUCGCAGUUUGUAUACUGCCGCAAGAAGCUUGGACUUGAUCCAGAAAAGAUUAAUGUAAAUGGAGGUGCAAUGGCCAUUGGACAUCCUUUGGGUGCAACAGGAGCUCGUUGUGUUGCCACGUUGUUGCAUGAAAUGAAGCGUCGUGGAAAGGAUUGUCGCUUUGGGGUAGUAUCCAUGUGUAUAGGCACGGGAAUGGGGGCUGCUGCUGUUUUUGAAAGAGGCGAUUCCUGUGAUGAGCUAUGCAAUGCCCGGAAAAUAGAAACCAACAAUCAAUUGUCCAAGGAUGCUCUAUAAACUGCAGUGCAGCAUUUCUUGUUAUAAAGGCUUAAUAAGAAUACAGAGGUGUUCAUGUUCCAAUAAAACAUAAGUUUGAGAUUUUAUUUUUACUUGUGAGAAUCAUUACAGUUCAAAAUUUGGUCUGUAUACCAGUUGGCCUGCAGAAUAUUCAAAACUGUUGAUUGAUCUUACUUCUGCAGCUAUUAGUAGCAUACAAUCUGUUCGUAAGUCGGAUAUUAUCCGGGGCCAUAGUAGUUUUCGUGUUUCUGUUCGGAGCAUUUCAGAAUAUUGCUGCAAAAAUAUAGAGGCAACUAGGAAUACUUAACGGUGAAAGCUAAAGGCAUAUUAGAGCUAUAUUAGGGGAUUAAUUUAUAAGGCAGGGUGAUUCUUUUCACCGUACUUUGUCUCGUUUAAUCUGUUCUGGAGCUUUUUUCUAACUUCAUUAAGUUUGAGUGGUACGAAAUAAGCGAACAAGGUGAAAAUCACUGGCCUGUUUUUUCUCUGAUGUGUAAAACUUGAUGUGGAAGUGUCUCCGAUGAUGCCAUAAUGAGAAAAGUUUUGGCCUGCUGCUUCUUGGGGAGAGCAAAAAAGGAGAUGCAGCAGCAGUUGGGCUCAUGGAAGAAAGUUGCAAUGGUUCUGAGUGAGAUUGUAAAAUUGGAGAGACCACGGGUUAAUCCGACUUGGACCAGCGAGUAGAAAGGUGGUGGUUCCAAAAAUUGGGUUAAUUUCCUUCAGUUAGGGCUUCCUUUUCUACGUGUUUGGAAUGGAUUCACUGGAUUUUCUUUAAAUUGGAUUAAUCCGAUUUUGUACGUUUGAUUUUGAACCAAACACAUUAGGUUACUUAACUCUGGUUUCUCCAUUUUGCUGAUAUCAAUUUAUACAACUUAGUUGGAGGAAGAACUCAGAGAGACCGGUUGAUUUUUCCACAACGUCCGGCACCCUUUGAAUAAUGUUCUUUUAACCUCCCUUUCCCUUGAUCCAUUCCAGUAUUCUACCGAUCCCACAAUCAAGUUUUAGCCUUUUAGGUACUUGUUUGUUCCAUAGAGUAGUUAUAAUUAAUGGUUCUGUUACACUUCCGUCUCAUAAAUCCUCAUUGAGACCAUUGCAAUCACCUUGGAAAUGCCAAAAACAUCAAGGAG
Messenger RNA from Oldenlandia corymbosa var. corymbosa, 3542 nucleotides. The record is from the annotation of a GenBank genome assembly. NCBI's taxonomy places the organism in Eukaryota, Viridiplantae, Streptophyta, Magnoliopsida, Gentianales, Rubiaceae.